Messenger RNA from Dreissena polymorpha, 1165 nucleotides. RefSeq names its product bromo and FHA domain-containing protein DDB_G0267958-like. The transcript has 2 exons. Bases 91 to 324 code for a protein of 77 amino acids. The record is from RefSeq and is a predicted model, not a curated record. Lineage: Eukaryota; Metazoa; Mollusca; Bivalvia; Myida; Dreissenidae.
AUAACAUCUGCCAUAGAGGCAGGUGCUCGGGAGUUGACUGCUAAGACCAUCAUUGGGAAAGAGGACAUCGAAUCGGCUGUUAUUACUGGAAUGGACACUAUUGAUUCAGCGACAGUAGCUAGUGCGCGGGAAUUUUCGACACAUCUACGGGAAUUACAAUCUAUUAGCAACAAGGUCAAAAAAGAUCUUACAGGCAUCAAGACACAAAAGGAGGUCGAGGAUUUCACCCUGCAAUGCAACGUUGCCACAGGGGAUGAUGAUGAGGAGGAGGAGGAGGAAGACAAUGAGAAUGAGGAGGAGGAGCAAUAUGAGAAUAAGGGGUAAAUGAGGAUGAGGAUGAUGUUUUUAAUGCUUAUGACAAUUAAGUGUGUUUUGCUAUAUAUAAAAAUGAUGUUAGAACAACAAGACAAGGUAAAGUUACAUACAGUGAAAAGUAUACUCGUAAAAAAGGAAAAAUUAUCAAAAUUUAAUGCGAUUCCAUUUUUGUUCAGAAAUAAGCAUUGAAUCAUUACAAGUCUGAAGUUUUUAGUUGAAGGCUAUGCAUAAAACAAAUGAAUUAUAAAUUUGGUUAUGUAUUUCAUGUUAAACUUAUAUUUCAUACAUAUAAUUACAAAAUUCACAAAUAUUACCAACCAUCCAGUGAUGAUAACGAGUUUAUUCAAAAACUUAUAUUAAAAAAGAUAGUUUAACGUGUAGGUUUUGUGAUUCAAUGAACGUCGUCAACUGAUUCAAAACAGGUUGAAUGUGUUUGCACUCAAUAUUUAAAUGUCCUGUAGUUUUAAUAUUGUAAUCGCAGUUGUCUCAUAAGUUAAAGUUUGAUAGUUUGCAUUUGAGAAGAAAUGUAUAUGUCGCGAUAAUUCUAUUUACGUAUUCGUACUGGAAAAUCGUAAGUGGGAUUUCGAUUGUUGUUUUGGAAGACAUAAUAUCUGUCCAUUUCAGAUAAUGCCUCUGAAUACACAUUUUAUUCCAACCUUGUAUAGUUCGAUGUUAUUAUGUUUCAUUUGUAUUCCGUAUAAUAGUUUAAUUAAUUGACAUUUUUCUAAUAUUUUUGCAAAAAUAUAAUAAUAAGCGUGUUAUAUCUGUGUAUAUGAUAGUUUAUAUGUGAAGGUAUAUGUUAUAUUACUGUGUAAUACAAAAUGAAGUUUCUUGCAGAUAUUUCACACAG